Molecule: messenger RNA, 604 nt
Organism: Haliotis rufescens (red abalone)
Lineage: Eukaryota; Metazoa; Mollusca; Gastropoda; Lepetellida; Haliotidae
Product: ctenidin-3-like
Exons: 3
Coding region: 184-519 (111 amino acids)
Source: RefSeq, a predicted model, not a curated record
ACUUAGGAGCGUUCAAACCCACAAGGAAGAGAGUCCUGAUUGGUCUGUUAAAUGACAUCACUAAUUAGCUGCAGGGCUCUUUCAAAGCGGAAGGCGGACGUUCACAGGAUAUAAAUACUGCCACACCAAUGUACAUCACAUCUCCUGUCCCUGCAACUCAGCACUACAAAGAUCCUAAACAAAAUGAUGAAGGUUAUCGCCCUUGUUCUCUGCCUGGCUGUCGCCGCCCUCGCUGAGCCUGUGAGCUACGGCAAGUACGGCAAAGGGGCCAUCGGCUACCCCCACGGUAGUACGUACGGCUACGGAAUGCUGGGAGGACUGUACGGAGGGCUGGGACAUUACGGGGGUAUCUAUGGCGGGCAGUACGGACUGAUGGGAGGUCUGUACGGAGGAGGACUUGGCAGCUAUGGUGGUCUUUACGGCAUGAGCCCCUUCAUGGGCGGCUACUACGGGGGACUUGGAACCGGUCUUGGCCUCGGAACCGGUCUUGGAGUCGGAAAAGGCUAUGGCUACUAUUGAAGAUCGAGCUGACGUCACUACCUUCGAUAUUCAUAUCUAUUUAUUGUACCAAUCAUCAUAUGUGCCAAAUAAACACUGAACUAUG